AUACGUGGCGUCCACUCCUUGCUAAAAGUAGAGCGGAGAUUAAGGCCGUGGGAUGGAUCUUCCCACCUGUUAAGCCCAGAUGGUUUGGAAUUUUAUUUAUAAAUGCAUAUUGGCGGGUAACGGUUUGUAUACUUGUACGUGGAUAAGGAGACAUGGGAGGUCUAGCUGCAGGUCGUUGGGCAUGCCAAGUGCAGCUUCAUUCUUGGGCAGCUGCAGGAAGGGGGAGGAGGACCAGGACCAGGACCAGGACUAGGACUAGGACUUGUAUGAGGAACAAGUAUAGGACUGCUAGUAUUAGUUCCAUCUCCAUCACGUGCAGUUGCCAUGGAGAACAAAGUUCAACAAUAAGAACAAUACAGAAAUGUGGUGUCGUAGCCUGCCUUCGAGCAAAUAGUCCAGGACUGGCACUAGAGACAGCACGCAUGGCACUGGAUGAAGGUAUUUCUGUGUUGGAGAUAACGAUGACCACACCUAAUGCAUUGCAGGUGAUAGCAAAACUUGUGCUUGAGUAUCCCUCAGCUGUGAUUGGGGCUGGUACUGUAUUAACAUGUGAAGAUGCAAAAAGUGCUGAAUUGGCCGGAGCUAAAUUCCUCAUGAGCCCUGCACUAGUCAGUGAUAUUUUGGAGGUUUUCAAAGACACGUGUAUUUUAUACAUCCCAGGUGCAAUGACACCAACUGAGGUACUCAAUGCUCAUGCUUUUGGUGCUAGAAUUAUUAAGAUCUAUCCUGUAACAGUUCUAGGUGGUGAACGAUAUAUACAAACACUGAGAAGACCUUUCCAUCAUAUUCCUAUGGUUGCAUCUCAGGGAAUUACAAUGGGUUUGUAUUCCAAUCGGUAAGACGAUGAAUUUGUAUAUCAGAAUGGGAGUUUCAGCAGUAGUCUUGUCUGAUGCCAUAUUUAGUAAAACAGCAAUGGCCACUAGAGAUUUUGGUUUAAUAAAAAAGUUAGCUGGUUUAGCUGCUUCCAAAGGCAAAGCAGCUGUAAGGAGUGUUGCAGAAUCUCGGCAUGAGCAAUUUCCAGUAUAAAUGUAAUGAUUAUCAAUGUAUAGCGUUGAGUUGCCUUAAAUUAUAUAUUGUAGUUAAUAACAUAUUGUUGCAGCAGUAGAGACUCAUUGAUCUCCUAGUCCUAGUAUAUGUUGGAAGUGUGGCCGCAAAAUUAAAGCAAGCUUCAUUACAACCAAAAGAGUAUCCCUGUGCUAUUGUCUAUGUUGUUAUAAUCAAGAUAAUGAAAAUGCAAGAAACAAUAAAUCAUAUAUCACUGUACAGUUAUUUAAAGCAUUUAAUUUUAAAAUGAAAUAAAAUUGUGUUAUGAUAA
Molecule: messenger RNA, 1315 nt
Organism: Cryptomeria japonica (Japanese cedar)
Lineage: Eukaryota; Viridiplantae; Streptophyta; Pinopsida; Cupressales; Cupressaceae
Exons: 9
Coding region: 153-839 (228 amino acids)
Molecular function (GO): lyase activity
Source: RefSeq, a predicted model, not a curated record